This is a messenger RNA of Postia placenta MAD-698-R-SB12, 237 nucleotides long. RefSeq lists its product as hypothetical. The record is from RefSeq and is a predicted model, not a curated record. The transcript is spliced from 2 exons. Lineage: Eukaryota; Fungi; Basidiomycota; Agaricomycetes; Polyporales; Adustoporiaceae. The coding region runs from base 1 to 237 and encodes 78 amino acids.
AUGGCUUUCGUCAUCUCUGCACAAAAGAAAGCUGGCCUCAGAGAUUAUGCGCUCAUCGUCACAGCAAAACCAACAACGACAGACGUCCCCUCGCAGAUUAUACUCGGGGGCAAGGUGGGGCAGAAGCUCGCGGCAGGUGUCGGCAGUGGUGCAGAGACGGCGGUGGGUGGCCGAGAGUCAGAGAUAGGCUACCGAGAGGCUGACGUGAUUCCCCAUCCUCUCGUCCUUCAUGGUUAG